Stereum hirsutum FP-91666 SS1 is the source of this 1539-nucleotide messenger RNA. RefSeq lists its product as uncharacterized. Gene Ontology annotation, molecular function: G protein-coupled receptor activity. The transcript is spliced from 13 exons. Gene Ontology annotation, cellular component: plasma membrane. NCBI's taxonomy places the organism in Eukaryota, Fungi, Basidiomycota, Agaricomycetes, Russulales, Stereaceae. Gene Ontology annotation, biological process: adenylate cyclase-activating G protein-coupled receptor signaling pathway. The record is from RefSeq and is a predicted model, not a curated record. The coding region runs from base 1 to 1539 and encodes 512 amino acids.
AUGCGUAGCAAUGCUGGAUAUAAGUCCCGCACAUGCACGCGCACCAGAAGACUCGAGAUCCAACUACAAAACUUGGAUCGGUCCAUAACGGUUCGCGCCAGUGAUAUGGAUUUCGUAUGGACGACUGACAAGCAGGAUACCUCUAACCGGCUAUGGGCUAUAACAUCGGCGGUCGGUGCAGGCCUGUGUCUCCUGGUCCUCGUUGUCAUAAGUAUUGCCUGGCGGCAUCCAGCCUCUCGUCCUGAUCUGGACCGGGUGAGCUUUCGUAUUGUGAUAUAUACGCUCAUAGCGAACACCUUGUUCGGCAUCGCAAGUGCGGUCGGUGGUCAGAUUAGGGGUCCAGGGUGGGGGUGUGGAUUAUCUAUCUGGUUACUUCAGCUAACCUUGGAAUUUUCAAGCUUUAUGCUGUUCUGCAUAGCUCUCAAUCUACAGCGAGUUACCAGAAUCCUCUUUCACGGACAUAAUCAGUCGAGUCGAGCUAAUUUCGUUGUACAUGGUUUGAACGGGCGAAGAAUGGAGAAGUUCUACGUCAUCGGCUCUCUUUUCAUGAGUAUAUUGCUCACUAUACCACCCUACGCCACCGGACAGUAUGGCUGGGACCCUCUAUUGGGCGACUGUUGGUACACUAACGAUGAUAGAGCGCGAAGACUAGCAUGGCAGCUGGGAACCCAGCUGAUAUGGACGGCCUCGACAGUUGUCGGCGAAAUCUGCGCAUCUUUAACAGUGAUGGUGUAUAUGCUCAUGCAUAGGGUAACGCAAAAGCAUGUUCUGGCGCCCAGGGAAGCGUCGUACACGAUCUCUGAUGGCCCCUCACCGACGAUCGACGCAUCUGCCGCCCCACAGGUCAUCUACGCAAAUGCGUACAAGGGGAUCAUAAUCCGCAUAGCUCUGUACCCCAUCGCAUCCUGCGUAUUCAAUCUUCUAGGUGUCGUUCCGGUUGUGCACGCGACGGCGACUGAUGGUAUACAUGAUCAGAACGAAUACAGAGUUCUUCUGCUCACUGACAAGGAGCUUCCAGGCGACAUUCUGUACGGCGGUCGGACGAUAGUGUACGCUUUACUGGCGGCCUCUGACCCUGCUCUUCUUCGCGCUAUAAAAUCACUCCUUCAUCACAUUCGAUCUGCACAAACGGAAAGCCUACGUAACGGACCUCCGACGGCCAUAACAGAAGGGAGUGACGAUGUAGUAGUCUCCGUCGAGCUUACCACAGUCCAUUCCAGUGACUUCCACCAACCUCAUUCCGCACGGAUUGAUCAAAAUGGCAGCAGUGUCGAAACCAUUGCUCAAGGCAGCAGAACGCCCCAAAAUAGACACAAUAUAUUUGCAGAUGUGAGUGGGAUUGAGAAGGACGGUGGUUCGCACAAGGGGUCGGAGGUUAAGGACGCACAUAAGGAGUCUGUGAUCCAUAGCCCAGCCCAGGGACCCAGAAAUCAGAGGAUCGAUUGGAGUGAAGAGGUAUCGGAGAUGGAUAUUGAUAAUGGAGACAGGGCUGAGACUUUGAGCAAGGCUAGAGAGGAUGAAUUCCAGAGGCAGAUUUGA